AUGGUUAGCGGUUAUGUGUCAGCCAAGAUGAAGAAGCGAGCCCCGACAAUGGUGACCAUGUUGUUACUGGCCCUCCCCUCUCUCUGGGUUUAUAGUGGGUUUUUCAUUGGGGGUCCUGCCAACCUUAUCAGUUCUGCCAUCUCGGCUGACCUUGGGCGACAGGACCUGAUCAAGGGCAACAGCGAAGCCCUGUCCACGGUCAUUGGCAUCGUGGACGGGACAGGCAGUGUGGGGGCGUCUGUAGGACAGAUCGUGGUUCCUUUACUUCACAAACAGCAGCACUUGGACUGGCAAUGGGUCUUCUACUUCUUCAUGCUGAUGACGUUGAUGUCUACAGUGUGUAUCCUGCCCUUGCUGGUCAGAGAGGUACGCAGCAUGAAGUGUUUCCGGAGCUACCAGCUGAGACGACAGGACACUCAGAGGACAGAAAGGCUGCGCAUGUACUCUCUAAACAGUUGAACCUGGCUGUCUCUAAAGGAAAGAACAAUUGGUGCAAUUUCAAGGAGCCGUCCUAUACUGAAAAAUAAUGUCAUUGUUUAUGCAUCAUUUCCAUUAGCCAAUUUUGCAGUUUAGGGAAAGUAGAAGAUGAAGUACAUUUUACUAUUGAUUGUACUUUGUAUGAUAGCGAUAGGAGCAUUUUAUUUGACUAUGUG
This is a messenger RNA of Branchiostoma floridae (Florida lancelet), 653 nucleotides long. Its product is annotated as sugar phosphate exchanger 3-like. Gene Ontology annotation, cellular component: endoplasmic reticulum membrane. Bases 1 to 459 code for a protein of 152 amino acids. The transcript has 5 exons. The record is from RefSeq and is a predicted model, not a curated record. NCBI's taxonomy places the organism in Eukaryota, Metazoa, Chordata, Leptocardii, Amphioxiformes, Branchiostomatidae.